Molecule: messenger RNA, 3095 nt
Organism: Neoarius graeffei (lesser salmon catfish)
Lineage: Eukaryota; Metazoa; Chordata; Actinopteri; Siluriformes; Ariidae
Gene: zic5
Product: zic family member 5 (odd-paired homolog, Drosophila)
Exons: 2
Coding region: 1-1485 (494 amino acids)
Biological process (GO): central nervous system development; regulation of transcription by RNA polymerase II
Cellular component (GO): nucleus
Molecular function (GO): RNA polymerase II cis-regulatory region sequence-specific DNA binding; DNA-binding transcription factor activity, RNA polymerase II-specific
Source: RefSeq, a predicted model, not a curated record
AUGGAGCCCUCUUUGAGCAAGAGGAAUUCGGCGAUAAGAUUAGCGGAUUUGGCAGCGACUCAACCCCUUCCUCAUCAGAAUAUGACAGGCUUCCCGGGGAUAGGGGGGCAUCACCCUCACUCCCACCAUGCCCACCUCCACCCUGGGGAGAUGGGCAACGACCCUGGAGUGGCUCUCACUCCAUUUGGACCCGAGCACAUGGCACAGACAAAUGCUCUCAAACUUAGUCCAUCGCAGCACAUUCAAAGCCAUCCCGAAGCCCAGACCGCGGCAUCUUUCCCGUCUUCUCAGACCACAGUUGGUUUCCCCGUGGCUCACCCCCACUCGGGCUACGCAAGCAGCAGGGACUUCAUCCUCAGGAGAGAGCUCUCAGCCUCUGCUAUGCAUGCACUUGGCGACCAGCAUAGUUCCGCCUCCUCCCCUCAUCACCAUGGCAUGUUCAUUUCCCCAACAGGUGCUUACGGGCACACGGAAGGUGGUGCCCAUCCACUUUUCACGGGACUUCACGAGCAGACAGCCCCAGGUGCCCAUCACCAUGCUCUCAAUGGACAGAUGCGCCUGGGUCUUCCAGGGGACAUCUACGGCCGGCCAGAACACUUCGGCCACAGGCCCGAGCACUAUGGACCUUCCCUUCACGGCUACAAUUCCAUGAACUUAAAUGUGAACCUCGCUUCAGCCCCUCAUGGAGCCACGGGGGCGUUUUUGAGGUACAUGAGGCAGCCCAUCAAACAAGAGCUGAUCUGCAAAUGGAUUGACCAGGAACAAACGUCAAAGAAGCCGUGCUCGAAAACUUUCAGCACGAUGCACGAGCUGGUAAACCACGUCACGGUGGAGCACGUCGGCGGACCCGAGCAGAGCAACCACGUCUGCUUCUGGGAGGAAUGUCCACGCGAGGGCAAGGCGUUUAAGGCAAAGUACAAACUGAUCAACCACAUCCGAGUUCACACGGGAGAGAAACCGUUUCCUUGCCCUUUUCCUGGUUGUGGAAAAGUGUUUGCCCGCUCGGAAAACCUAAAGAUUCACAAGAGGACUCACACAGGUGAGAAGCCUUUCAAAUGCGAGUUUGACGGCUGCGACCGAAAAUUCGCCAACAGCAGUGACAGGAAGAAGCAUUCCCACGUGCACACCAGCGACAAGCCGUACUACUGCAAAGUGCGCGGUUGUGACAAGUCCUACACGCACCCGAGCUCAUUGCGCAAACACAUGAAGGUGCACUGCAAGUCUCCUCCGCCCCCUUCCUCCAGCUCGGCCGCCGGGUACCAUCCCUCCUCUGCGGCGCUCGGUGACGCGCUCGCGCCCACCACAGAACCGCAACGGAGCCGCGCCGCCAACCUCUCCCCACAGGUCACCAACCUCAACGAGUGGUACGUAUGCCAGGGCAGUGCUGUUCCCAACAAUCUCCACACCCCUUCCAGCGACGUGCCAACCUCCGAAUCCGACGACGAGGACUCUUUUAGACAUUCAGACCCAAGGACGAUGCUCUGAUAUGAAGCACAAGGGAUAUAUUUAUGUUGCAUCCCUCCCACACACUGUUUUUAUACAUCUGUAACAUCAUGUGUUUGAGGCUCAGUAGUGUACUCAGAAGUGUUGGCGAAACGCACACACACACACACACACACACACACACACACACACGCACACACACACACACACACACACAACAGCGCCGCGGAUGUCAGAUGGUGAAGAGCAUGUGCCAUCGGUCCAUACCCUACCCUACCCUACCCUACCCUACCCUACCCUACCCUACCCUACCCUACCCUACAGUUGCGCAUAACACCUUCAUGUACCACUCGACCCUAUUACAUACUGAGCAACGCAUUCAUAACUUCGAAUAAGUAUGCUUGACAGCUGUUUUUAACUAAAUUAUUUUAUUUAAUUACAUACAAGGGGUGCAUAUCAUUAAAAAAAAAGACACAGGAUCAUUUUACACCCAUUUACACCAAUUUUGGACCAAGAUAUUUCCUGCAUUGCCGAAAGGACUGUGUGGGCUUAGCUGAUUAAGUCAUAUCCAGCCUAUUAAGUGACACCGACAUUGUUCAAAUGAAACAAUAACCGGUGAUUGAUGUGUUUGUAUCAAUGAGUGGACAGUUUUCUAUAGCUUAUGUUUCUCCCCAGAGGUCUUUUAUAGUGACGGACUGAUGAAUAUCUGUGGGGCGAUUGUCCUUCGCCACGUGUUUCUAUAAUGUAAACAUUCCCGAUGUUUUUUGCAAUGAGAAACAUGUUCAAACAGGCAUAUCUAUCACUUCUAUUAUGUCAGUACACUCUUAGGGGGGAAAAGGCAUUAAACUGGACGUUUCUUUGUCGCUGGGGUGGUACAGCUUAUCUUCUGUACAUUUAAUGUGCAUCUUUUACCUGGAAAUGUGCAUAUAGUAUUUUAUGUAGCAAAAAAAAAAAAAUGUACUGAAGGUACAUAAUUGGACCUUAAUUACCUUUUAGAGUAAAGGUAUACUAGGCUCCAUGUACCUUUCAAGGGUAAAGAUUAAAGCUUGCAUAACACACUAAAGGUACAAAAGAUGUACCCAUGGGGUACCAUCACAGCAACCAGCACCCUUUUUUUCCCCUGAGAGUGUGUUGAGGGAAAACUGUUUAUUCUAGAAAUUGUUGAGAGCUUGUUUUAAAAUUUAUACUGUGGUCGGGAUAUUUUUUUUGUGGUAUUUAAGGACUGUAUUUUAUGCAAAAAAUCCAAUGUAACUCUGAUUUAAGAGUAUGACUAUGUCCUCUGAGACCCUAAAUUAUGUAAAGUGGACGGGCCUAUUCCAUGACGGAUGUGUAAAAAGCCUAAUAGUGUCGAUGCUUGUGAAUGUUGUGCGAACGUCCCAACCAGUUUUGUACAUUGUAAUUUAUUUGCUGGUAAUGUUUGGUCUGGAUUUACAGAUACACCAAAGAAAACAUAUGAUUAAUUUUGGUGAAAUGUAGUGAUUUUUUAUGGUGUUGUGAAAAACAAAGGUUUUACUUGAAUAGAUUUAGCCUAUGUGUAAUGUGAAGAGUCCCUCGCAUGCCCUGUGUAGUAACUGUGUGUUUUUAUUGCGGUGCAUGGUGCUGUUAAUUGUGCUGGGGAAAGAGUGAAGAGGAUUGUCGAGAUUUUUGGUGUU